AUGGAGACUGAGACUGAAGAAUGUACAGGAAAAAGACGCAAGUCAGACCACGAUUCAGAUCCAUCACCGCAUAAGAAGCGGCGUUGGGUGUCUGGUCGUGCAACCAGCUCGUCGUCGGUGUCUGCCAACAACACACCUGCCCUUCAGUCAGAGCAUAUCACACAACUACCCUCUCCGUCGUCGACACAGGUAUUACCGUCACCACAGCAAUCGGGGUCGUCGCCCACAGCCAACUCUCCAGUCUCAAAGUGUAAGCGCAAGCGCAAGCACGAAGCUGACUUCCUUCCCUCGUCACAUCCUCCUAAACAACCUCGCCUCUCUCCAUCGGUCGUCGGCCAGAUCGAUUCCGCCACACCUGAGCUUGACAAAUACUUUCAAGAGUUACCUGCCAGUCAAGAAGAGUUUGAGCCAUUGACCCACUGGGAGCACGAGGUUGAUCCGUACGACAUGAAUCCACCGACAUCGAAGAGACCACGACCAUCGGAUGUCCUGGCACGCCGAUUGUCGUCGUCGGGUCGGAGCACAGACACGGCGCUGUCCAAAGAGAAGAAAUAUUCGGUCUAUAAGGAUGUGAACUAUCCUGUGGUGUUGGAGACGAAAGGCAGCUUCAUGCGCGCCUCAGAUCAUGGGCUGUCCGAAGAAGAUGAAGCAUUCUGUGCCACCCUGCACACCCACAUCCAGACGCUCCCGCCCGACCUCUUGUUUGACGACGACCACUUCGUCAAGUUUCACGCGAACCUACGCAACCGGUCUGAGGCGCGCAUCACGACUGAUCUGCACUCGCGGGUGAUGCCCUCGGUCGAAAACAUGUGCAUCGCUGGACGCGCUGAGUUUGCAGGCUUGAUCGAAGGUCACAACGACUUGUGGGUGAAAGCCAUUCCCUUCUUUGGACCACGACCACAGCCGGACCACACCAUCGGCUUUCGAUGGUGGAAUUUCACCGAAAUCCAGCGGCGCAAACUCAACAUCGAGCCCACCGCCAAGUCACUCUACACGGCCCGUGAAGAGAUGUUCUUUCCCUUCUUUACCGGCGAGGUUAAAUGUGGUCGACAAGGACUGGACCUGGCGGAUCGACCCAAUGCGCACAGCAUGACCAUCCACAUGCGCGGCAUAGUCGACCUCUAUCGUCGAGCGAGUCGACUCCCAGACCUCCAUCGACGCGCUUUAGGGUUCUCCAUGUCCCAUGAUGACCAGACAGCUCGACUGUAUGUGCACUACGUGGAGAUUGACCAUGAGGAGCCGACCUACUACAUGCAAGCUCUGCCUAAGGUCAACUUCGGCGACAACCAGGGCGAGAAGCGAUGGCAGUGUUACCAGUUCACGGUGAAUGUGUGUGAACUGUUUGCACUGCCAUUCCUCGAUCGACUGAAAGAGGUGAUCGAUACCCUCCCUGACCCUGUGCCCACCUCGUCAGACCUGGUCUCAAACGUGGACGACAUCAGCGUGCAAAGCUCGCAGGACGAAGCAAGCGGGGUCGACUCGCAAGAAGAAGGCACUCGGAAAGGUCACCAGGGCCGGGUGUCUAAUGCAGAACUGCGGAACGUGAUUCAAGGCUUACAGCGAGAAAUCGAGUCACAACGACAAGACGUCAAAGAGCGUGAGGCUAGACUGACUCUUCAGCUCGAGCAACAGCGCACCGAGGCAAAAGAGAGGGAGGCUGCCUUGCUCACUCAGCUAGAAGAGCAGCGCAAGAACUCCGAGGAGCAGAGAAAGAUUCAUGACGAGCAUCAAAAACAGCUUAUGAGCAUGCUUGCGGAACAGAGUAAACAGCUCAAAACGCAGAGCGAUGAAAUCAAGAAACUCUUGCAGAAGCGAUAG
This is a messenger RNA of Lithohypha guttulata, 1818 nucleotides long. RefSeq lists its product as uncharacterized. The coding region runs from base 1 to 1818 and encodes 605 amino acids. The transcript has 2 exons. The record is from RefSeq and is a predicted model, not a curated record. Lineage: Eukaryota; Fungi; Ascomycota; Eurotiomycetes; Chaetothyriales; Trichomeriaceae.